Onychostoma macrolepis is the source of this 2367-nucleotide messenger RNA. It is a transcript of the gene cmasa, whose product is annotated as cytidine monophosphate N-acetylneuraminic acid synthetase a. The record is from RefSeq and is a predicted model, not a curated record. The transcript is spliced from 9 exons. Gene Ontology annotation, molecular function: N-acylneuraminate cytidylyltransferase activity. Lineage: Eukaryota; Metazoa; Chordata; Actinopteri; Cypriniformes; Cyprinidae. Bases 935 to 2257 code for a protein of 440 amino acids.
GGAAAAUAAACUGGAGUAACACCGCAGGAGAAUAAUCCAGAAGAUGGCGGUGUAAUGCAAACGCUCUUGGAUGCAAGCCGCCGUUAAAUCUCAAAGAAGAAGAUGAUCCUGAUCCACAGCUAUUGCACCUUAGACAUAAACCGGUAUUUAUUAUGGUUAUGAGCCACACCACCGCACUCCUAAUCAGUAGUUGGCGGUAAUGCACCUAAAAGUUUUAUGCCAUCCGCCAUUAAAACAAGACGAAGAAGAAGAAGAAGAGUAUAAAUUGCUUCGGAAUGGAAGCAACGUCUCACAGCUCGCGUCUGGAUUUAAGAUAUACGUUUAUUUGCCUGCUUAUUAUCCGCACAACCGACGCUAACGUUAAUUGAUUAGAAACACUAAUGGCUCGCGACCGCUCGCACCUUAUGUUUGCGGCUGACUGCAAAUGUUCAUAAUUGAUGGACAACUAUACCCGGGAAAGACAUCAGCAAUUCAGCGUCAAGAAAAGAAAAAUAACAAAAGAUCAAGUCCGUGCAUUAUUUUCAGAACGGGUCUGAUGGGGAGAAUAUGAUCGCGGAAAAUAAACUGGAGUAACACCGCAGGAGAAUAAUCCAGAAGAUGGCGGUGUGAUGCAAACGGUCUUGGAUGCAAGCCGCCGUUAAACCUCAAAGAAGAAGAUGAUCCUGAUCCACAGCUAUUGCACCUUAGACAUAAACCGGUAUUUAUUAUGGUUAUGAGCCACACCACCGCACUCCUAAUCAGUAGUUGGCGGUAAUGCACCUAAAAGUUGUAUGCCAUCCGCCAUUAAAACAAGACGACGACGAAGAAGAAGAGUAUAAAUUGCUUCGGAAUGGAAGCAACGUCUCACAGCUCGCGUCUGGAUUUAAGAUAUACGUUUAUUUGCCUGCUUAUUAUCCGCACAACCGACGCUAACGUUAAUUGAUUAGAAACACUAAUGGCUGCAGCUAGUGUUAACAGUACGCAAGAGUUGAAUGAUAACAGUCUUGAGCACAUUUCCAACCCAAAAAUCAACACUGAUGAUCCAAGACACAUCGCUGCUCUUAUUCUCGCCCGUGGAGGCAGUAAAGGCAUCCCUCUGAAGAACAUCAAGAAGCUGGCAGGUGUGCCUUUGAUCGGAUGGGUGAUCAGAGCAGCGCUGGACUCUGGUGUGUUCGACAGUGUUUGGGUGUCCACUGAUCAUGAUAAGAUCGCGAAAGUGGCCAGUGCUUGCGGGGCUCAAGUUCACAGGAGGAGUCCAGAGGUGUCCAAAGACUCUUCAAGCUCACUGGACACCAUUAAGGAGUUCAGCAGACAAAACCCAGAUGUUCACGUCAUCUGUAACAUCCAGGCCACGUCUCCAUGUCUGCACCCCAAACAUCUCAAAGAGGCUGUGGAGUACAUCACCAAAGAACGGUGUGAUUCCGUCUUCUCUGUGGUCCGGCGACACAAUUUCCGAUGGCAAGAGGUCAAGAACGGAGACUGCCGAUGUACUAAGCCGUUGAACCUGAACCCAGCUUGCAGGAAGCGGCGUCAGGACUGGGAAGGAGAACUGUGUGAAAAUGGCUCUUUUUACUUCGCUACCAAAGAACUUAUAGAACAAGGGCUUCUUCAGGGUGGAAAAAUGAAGUACUUUGAGAUGAAGCCCGAGUACAGUGUGGAUAUUGAUGUUGACAUAGACUGGCCCGUAGCUGAACAGAGAGUGCUGAGGUUUGGUUACUUUGGCAAAGACAAACCUGAAGUUGUGAAGCUUCUGCUGUGUAACUUGUCAGGAUGCCUGACCGAUGGUCAGAUCUACAUAUCAGCAAAUGGCGAGGAGAUGGUAUCCAUCAAUACCAGAGACCAGGCCGGCAUCGACAUGCUGAAGAAGGAAGUGAAGGUUAUUUUGAUAGAAAAAGACCCCAUAGCAAAAGCCUUAGUUGACAAACUCUCACAGAGAAUGAGCUGUCGGAUCCUGCUGAAUGUGGACGACAAACUGGAGAUGGUGCAGAAGCUCAUGAAGGAAGAAAAGGUGGAGUGGAAAGACGUGGCAUAUUUAGGAAACGAUGAGCCGGAUGUAAAGUGCCUGCAACUGGCAGGAUUGAGCGCAGUACCCAAGAAUGCCCCGAAGGUGGUGCUCAAUCAUGCCAAAUACAUCUGCCACAAUGCAGCGGGUCACGGAGCCUUGCGAGAAUUUGCCGAACACAUCCUACUGCUGAAGAAGAAGGCCAAGUCUCAGGAGGAGCAGUAUGGAAUUUGCAGUAACGCGUUUCAGGAGAGAUCGAGGAAUCUCAUCAAGUAACUUAUCUUAAAUAUCAAAAAUAAUGAAAUGAAGGAAAUAUGCAGGAAAAGGGGGUUGAAAUGAUCAUAAUCUGAACAUAACGAUAACACUAAUAAAUCACUUAAUUAUAA